AUGGCAUCUAAAGCUGUAAUAUCCGUGGAAGAUUUAACUUGUCCUGUGUGCUUUGACAUCUUCAGGGAUCCUGUUGUCCUGUCAUGUAGUCACAGUGUGUGUAAAGUCUGUCUACAGCAGUUCUGGGAAACAAAGGGAUUUCAGGAGUGUCCUGUCUGCAGGAGAAGAUCAUCAAAAGAUGAGCCUCCUUAUAACCUGGCUCUAAAGAACCUGUGUGAGACUUUCUUACAGGAGAGAAGUCAGAGAUCUUUAUCAGGGUCUGAGGAGUUCUGCAGUCUGCACAGUGAGACACUCAAACUCUUCUGUCUGGAGGAUAAUCAGCCUGUGUGUUUGGUGUGUCGAGAUUCAGAAAAACACACAAACCACAGUUUUAUUCCAGUAGACGAAGCUGCUUGUAGUUACAGGGAUGAACUGAAGACUGCAUUGAAACCACUGCAGGAAAAACUGAAGAUGUUUAAAAAAGUCAAACUGACAUGUAAUAAAACAGCAGUGCACAUUAAGAUCCAGGCCCUACACACAGAGAGACAGAUUAAGGAGGAAUUUGAAAGACUUCACCGGCUUUUACGAGAUGAGGAGACAGCCAGGAUAACUGCACUGAGAGAGGAAGAGGAGCAGAAGAGUCAGAUGAUGAAGGAGAAGAUUGAGAAAGUAACCAGAGAGAUCUCCUCUCUCUCAGACACAAUCAGAGACAUAGAGGAAAACAUGGGUGCAAAAGACAUUCUUUUUCUGAAGAACCUUGAGGCCACAAAGAGAAGAGCCCAGUGCACACUGCAGGAUCCAGAGAUGCUUUCAGGAGCACUGAUCAAUGUGGCAAAGCACCUGGGCAACCUGAAGUUCAGAGUGUGGGAGAAAAUGCAGGACAUUGUUCAAUACACUCCUGUGAUUCUGGACCCUGACACUGCGGAACCAUAUCUCAUCCUGUCUGAGGAUCUGACCAGUUUGAGAUACAGUGAUGACUAUGAGCAGCUUCCUGAUAAUCCAGAGAGGUUUGAUGAAUUCCCAUGUGUGCUGGGAUCUGAGGGGAUUAACUCAGGGACACACUGCUGGGAUGUUGAUGUUGGGGACAGUACCUUCUGGACCCUGGGUGUGACCACAGAGUCAAACCAGAGGAAGGGAAAGACGUUCUUUAACACUGGUGUCUGGUUGUUGUGGUAUAAGAACAGCAAGUAUCAGUCUGAGUGCUUCGGAAGUCCAUCUGCUGCACUGACAGUGAAUAACAAAGUCCAGAGAAUCAGACUGGAACUGGACUGGGACAGAGGAAAACUUUCAUUUUCUGAUCCUCUAAAUAACACACACCUACACACCUUCACGCACACUUUUACUGAGAGGAUGUUUCCAUUCUUUGUCAAUUGCUGUAAACUCUCUCCUCUGAGGGUCUUACCAAUGAAGUGUUGUGUAUCAGUGGGACAGGUUAGUUAG
Messenger RNA from Chanos chanos (milkfish), 1419 nucleotides. Its product is annotated as zinc-binding protein A33-like. Gene Ontology annotation, molecular function: protein binding; zinc ion binding. NCBI's taxonomy places the organism in Eukaryota, Metazoa, Chordata, Actinopteri, Gonorynchiformes, Chanidae. Bases 1 to 1419 code for a protein of 472 amino acids. The record is from RefSeq and is a predicted model, not a curated record. The transcript is spliced from 6 exons.